GAUCAUGGGAGGAAACCUGGUGAGGUGGAGUUCUAUAAGAUGACUCACACCCACCGAGAUGGCAGCUUUGUCCGAGAGGAGUCGAGAGAUAUAGUUGACAGAGCUACAUCCCUUAUUUCAGAGCGUAUCGGAGAGUCAUCUUCAAUCGGCAACACCAGAGGUGUCGAAGCUCAGGUGUUUACCGAGUUGAUGGGCUCGGAGCGUUAUGGACGAGUGAGGGGUUAUGGCGUUGGAGUUACCCCCACUCAGUUGUCUGCAGUGGGUAGAUAUACUCAAGAUGUUAGACAGAGUAGUAGCACUGCAAAGGUUAAUGAUCUGAAGGCAGAGAUAAAAGAGUUGAAGCAGAGCCACCAGACAGAGAUGCAAUCUUUGAGGGCUCAGAUUAAUCAGAUUACAUCUUUGUUGCAUCAGUUUGUCCCUCCUCAGGUUCCUGAUAGUUCAUCUGCACGUAGGAUGGUGAUGCUAGCGACCCUGAAGCAUUUAUUUUGGAGUUUAUAUGUAUUUUUUUAUGCUUUUUGAAGUACAUUGUUUUGUACUUCCUAAAUGCUGUCUUGUUGCUCUUCUCUUCUAACAAUGGAAUUUUGACUCAUCAAACAAUGGAAUUUUGACUCAUCACGUAUGUAGCUCA
Messenger RNA from Phoenix dactylifera (date palm), 628 nucleotides. The record is from RefSeq and is a predicted model, not a curated record. Lineage: Eukaryota; Viridiplantae; Streptophyta; Magnoliopsida; Arecales; Arecaceae.